AUGGUUUGCUCAAAUCGAACGCGAUUUUCAAAAUCUAAAGAAGCUAAGCUUCAACAACUUCUAGAGGGCGAAGCGUUAGGUGAUCGUGCCCCAUCUCAAUUUUUGCGUUAUCUCAAGUCAUUAGUUCCUGGAGUCGGCGAAGACGUUAUAAAGGCGAAAUGGUUAUCCGCCCUCCCUAAAGAUACUCGCGCCAUUUUAGCUCUGCAAACUACCGCUACUUUAGAGGACCUAGGUGCAAGCGCAGACCAAUUGCUUGAAAUUCUUCAGAAUAGACAAACUGCCGCUGUCUCGCUUAGUUCAGGCAGCACAGACAUUGGCCAACAAAUUCUUGAUUUGACCAAGCAAGUUGCUGCGCUGACCACUACCAUUAACAUACGGCAAUUCAGACAAGCUGGCAGACAACAACAACGACACCAACAUUAUAGGUCCCGCAGUCGCUCGAAUAUGCGUAGUCUUAACAAAGACGGAAUUUGUUACUACCACGCUAAGUUUGGAAAGGAAACCAAACGGUGCAUCGAUGGCUGCAUAUUCUCCGGAAACGCUGCAGAGAGUCAUUAG
This is a messenger RNA of Ceratitis capitata (Mediterranean fruit fly), 558 nucleotides long. RefSeq lists its product as uncharacterized. The coding region runs from base 1 to 558 and encodes 185 amino acids. NCBI's taxonomy places the organism in Eukaryota, Metazoa, Arthropoda, Insecta, Diptera, Tephritidae. The record is from RefSeq and is a predicted model, not a curated record. The transcript has 2 exons.